GUGGGCUCGCAGCGCUGGUGGGAGCAGGAGAUCCCUGUGGGAGAUACCAUCGGCAAAGGGGAGCUCAUGACUCAUAACCUGACUGAGCUGAUAAAACCUGAAUCUUAUGAGGUGCGUCUUACUCCCAUCACUCGCUUUGGAGAAGGAGACUCAACCAUCCGGAUCAUAACCUACAGUGCUCCCAUCAACCCUCACCUAAGGGAGUUCCACUGCAGCUUUGAGGAAGAGCCGAUCUGCAUGUUUACCCAGGACAAGAAUGAUGAUUUUGAUUGGACAAGGCACAGCGCUGCCACCCGGGACACAAAGUAUACACCCAACACUGGCCCCAGCGCCGACCACACUGGGUCUAAGCAGGGGUUCUACAUGUAUAUUGAAACAUCCAGACCACGUAAGAAAGGAGACGAGGCUCGGCUUGUAAGCCCCUUUUUCAACAUCGCACCCAAAAACCCUUAUGGCAACCCUAACCCGCCUGCGUACUGCUUUGGCUUCUUUUACCACAUGUAUGGAAAACACAUUGGAACACUUAAUGCCUUCCUAAAGCAAAAGGGCCAAAUGACCUUAGACGCUCCCGUGUGGUCGCUAAGUGGUAAUCAAGGUGACCGGUGGAAGCAGGCCAAAGUAAGCAUUCAUCCAACAUCAUCCUUCCAGGUUGUACUUGAAGGUAUCCGGGGCCCAGGAAUCGAGGGAGAUAUUGCUAUAGAUGAUGUCACGCUAGAGGAAGGGGAGUGUCGAGAUCCACCGCCCAAUAUCAGUGCCAAUGCUCUGUCCACAUCCUCCCAUAUAUGGCUGCUUUGCACCACCUUGGUGUUGACUCUCCUUGAAGGUCAAAGGUGACCCUUUUUCUUUGUCAUCUCGGAGGAGAGAGUUCAGACCCACCGUCUGUGAGCUAUACCCUCUGCAUCCAAUCACCAAAGAUUCAUGCAUACCGAAAGCAUCAGGGUCCCCAGAAGGACCACAGACCAUUGGGGGGAGGGCAGGGUGGAUUUUAUGAAAGACGACACAAAAAGUAAUAAAGAAAACUUGCUAAUCUUUAUUUGAAGAGACCUCUUCUAUGUAAAACGAUCCUGACUGCAGGACUCUGGAUUUUAUGAGCACAAGAAAGAGGAGUUCACAAGGGUUGAGGGAAAUCAGUUUGUGAAGCACAAGAAUCAUUUUGUCAAUAUGUGGAAAACAUUUUGGAUUGCAGCAAAACGCAGAUUGCUGGCUUUUUAGAUUUUGGGUAUUUCUUCCCUCCCUUGAAGUAGGUGAAAUCAGACCGUUUUUUUAUUUGUUUUUUUAUCCUUAUUUUUUUGCAGCAGAUGCUGAUCAUCAAUUUUUUUUUUUUUUCCAUCCUAGCCCAGCCUCACACUUUGGCAUUUCCUUAUCUGCUUGGUGCUUUUCUGUAUGAAAAUCUGGAACCUGACAACAUUUAGUUAUGUCUGUUUAUCCCCCUGUAGCUGCCUACAUAUCUGAUAACACUGUGCUCACGAGUCCAAGUGGCAAACGGACAGUGUGGUCGCAGGGCUAAAGGUAGAACGCUUAGCAAGUUGUACACAGUAAAGUUCAAGUUGAGGGAGCUAAAAUAAAAUUUGAAAGAGGAGAGAUCGGUUCAAAAGAAGAAUUUUAAGUGAAGAAACAGGCAGAGUAGAAAGAGAUCCAUUUAGUGUGCUGCCUGUGGAAAAGAAGCCACUUUACUUUCUGCCAUGAAACAAAAGUGCCUUCAGAUUACAAACCGAAUCGUGAGCCUGAGUGUUAAUCAACAUUGAACAAGUCUCUGUUCAUGUUUCCUUUGAUGGGCUAUUUUCUAUCGUUUCUUUUGCCCCACAAGUGCUGAAGGAAAGCAACGCAAGCUCAGAGGGAGUACAGAAGUUGAGCUGCUCAAUUAUUAUUUUCCCCAUGGGACGGUUGCCUGUGACUCCAUGUGUGUGCGUAACAUGCCUGGGUCGUUGCAUUUUAUAACGUAAAGGGCAGCAAAACAGGCAGAGCUGGUGCCCACCCCUGGCCACACGCUCGGAAGGAAUGUGGAUAAAAAUGGAAAAAGGGAGGCUGACGAUUUCUUUCUUUCUUUUCUUUUUUUUUUAUUCUUGAAGAUGGUUCAAGAUCAAGCUAGUGGAUAAAGACAUCUCAAGGAAUGAAUACCCUACUCUCUUCUCAUAAUUCUCCUUCCCUGUGGGCGAGUAUUUUUUAACUAAAGAGAAGAGCAACUACUGAAUAAAACAUGGAGUUGUACAGCGAGGAAAGCAAAAACUUCGGGACUCCAGGCUCUUCGUUAGGGUGAUGUGUCUCACCCGUCUCCACCACCAUUUAUAUGGAACAAUAUGAAAAUUAAAAAAAGGGAUAGUGACCAUAAUAAUAGUCAAGAUAUUUUAUUACUCUUGCGAGAAUGUUUCUCUGCUUUUACACAAACUGUGAAGAUUGACUGUGGAAGAUCUACCUGAGACCAUAACCUUAACCAGCUGGGUUUUUAAAAAAAUGUAUUAUAUAAAAAAAAGAAAUCAAGAAUAUCAAGAAUUCUGUUCAUUGUUGGUUAUGACAAGAUGUUUUGAGGACUUGUGUCUCGUUUCUUUCUUUUAUUUUAUUUUGUUUGAAGAAGACUUAAACUUCCUUUCUCUUCUUGUUGUCUCCCUUUGCAUUGCUGAGAUAUCAAAGCUGAUGGAAGCAUAAGAAGUAAACCAAUUUGGUAUAUGUAUAACUUGUAAAUGUUAAAGAAAUUCUAUUCAAAGGUUUAUAAUAAAUGUUUUAUGUUGGAGUACAGGAAGCACAACAUACAAUUUAAGGUCUCGACAGUAUAUUAUUCCUUUAUAUUUCUCAACACAUGCGGGGCCUACUCUCACGGAUUCAGGCUUUUCAAAACACAAGUCCGUGUUUGACAUAAAGGUCUGUCCAUUUUCUAUUCUAUUUUAUUGUUCAUAUUUAUAAUGCUGCCACAGCAGUCGAGAGUAUAAAUGAAAUCUCCAUUAAUGCGGAUGUGGUUCAACAUAUGUAGCCUCCUCAGUAAAAGCCUGGAUUAGUCGGAGUAGGGUGUGUCUGUUUGUGAGCAUAAAGCUGUGUACAAUAGUUGUUAUAAGAAUCUGAAACAUGUAAAGAAGAUAAAUAUGCUAUAAGCAAAACAGAGCAGGAUGACAAGCAUUUCAGGGCAUCCAUACAAAACUGUUUGGUCUGUAUGAUAUUAUUAGAUAGUAUGUUUAUCAAAGAUUUUAUCCAUAAAUCUGUUCCUUUUGUUUUAAUUAUUAUUAUUUUAUUUUUUUCAUUUAAAAUUUCAAAUCACACUGAAUGUAUAUGAAGUCCUUGGGCGCUUUUUAACCUUACACUCUGACUAGAUGUAAUGUUUUACUAAAUCACAUGUUUUUUCUGUGUGUUUUUGAUGAUGCAGAAUUUCAGCCUUUUCUAGGUUAUUUGACACUAUUGAAACGUAAAAGAUUUAUCUGAUACAGACUCUGAAAAAGUUUCCAAAACUACAAACUCAGACAAAGAACCCAUUCCCUUGCUGCUGUAUCCUUCUGUGGUAUGGGAGAAAACAAAAGGUGUCAAAGUGCAGUCGCUGUUAUUAGUAUGGAUAUGAGUUUAUUCAAAUAUUUGCUUUGAUACCCUUUGGCAUUAAAUAAGAUUGGCACAUAAAACCCACAACAGCCCCUAAAUACAUGAAUGCUUCAGCGUUUGAAUAAAUGAUUACUUUAGAUAGAGCUGCUUUAGGUCAAUGAAUUUUCCAUUUUCAGAAACUGUUUUCUAGCGGUACCAGAGUGUGUUAUGCUACAGUCAGGAGCCACCUACAGUAGCAUUGCCUAUGACUGAAAAUAAGCAAAUACGCUUUGAGUUUGUCCAACAACCACAGAAUCUGUCAGCCAGCUUCUCCAAAACAUUAAAUAAUGCAUUAUAUCUUGUCUGUUUAUUCCUUAAUAAAAUGAAGUGUUUCAAUUCA
Messenger RNA from Cyprinodon tularosa, 3898 nucleotides. Its product is annotated as MAM domain-containing glycosylphosphatidylinositol anchor protein 2. The annotation marks the transcript as partial. NCBI's taxonomy places the organism in Eukaryota, Metazoa, Chordata, Actinopteri, Cyprinodontiformes, Cyprinodontidae. The transcript is spliced from 7 exons. Gene Ontology annotation, biological process: nervous system development. Gene Ontology annotation, cellular component: membrane. The record is from RefSeq and is a predicted model, not a curated record.